Messenger RNA from Engraulis encrasicolus (European anchovy), 904 nucleotides. RefSeq names its product mitochondrial ribosomal protein S23 (gene mrps23). Gene Ontology annotation, molecular function: structural constituent of ribosome. The transcript has 5 exons. The record is from RefSeq and is a predicted model, not a curated record. Bases 175 to 810 code for a protein of 211 amino acids. Gene Ontology annotation, biological process: translation. NCBI's taxonomy places the organism in Eukaryota, Metazoa, Chordata, Actinopteri, Clupeiformes, Engraulidae. Gene Ontology annotation, cellular component: mitochondrion; ribosome.
GUGUGUCCAACAUAAGGAGCCGUACGACGUCAUCAAUGCGGAUGUGUCGUCCUGUGGGCGCAUGCUGUAUUGGUGAACUUCUAAAUAACACUGGUUGAAGACUCUUGUAAUUGUAAAUAAUUAGUGCAAUUCUUAUAACACUUGUAUAUAAACUAGUAAGUUAAGAGUUCUAUCAUGGCUGGAAGUCGACUUGAGAAAUUCGGCACUGUGUUUACACGAGUGAGAGAUCUAAUACGCGCCGGGGUCGUCAAAGAAAAAGACAAACCGAUUUGGUAUGAUGUGUAUGCUGCAUUCCCACCGAAGAGACCCCCGCUGUAUGUGAAGCCACAGACGCGUGUAUUUGUGAAGACUGAAGAUAACGUCCCAGAAAUAUUCUACAAAGAGGAUGCUAUUCGCGCGAAAUUCUACGAGACCUAUGGGAAUGGCCCUAAAAUGAUCGACCUGUCAAGAUCCACGUUCGUGUCAUCAUGUCAGAGGUUUGUUGAGAAGUACAACGAGCUGCAAAGCACUGGAGGCUUUGAGGAAGAUGCCCUGUUUGAGGAGACCAGUAAGGCACUUCUGGCAGAGGGCAUUCUGCUCAGGAGGAAGGGAGUUCCUGCGGUGGCACCAGAGCCUAGGGACCCCGUCCUCGGGAUGAAGCUGACGGAGAUGCUGGCCGAGGAACAGCAAGCCAACACGGCAGCACCAGACACCACAGCAGCAGCAGCAGUAGAAAACACAGCAUCAGUAGACAACACAACAUCUACAACAGCAACACCCGAACAGACACAGACGGAAACACUUGCCACAGAUGCCAACAAACCCUCCUAAAUACAGACUGUUGCAUUUACAACCCACCCCCACCUCAUGGUGCAGAAGACCACAGAAUAUAAGGAUUAAUAAAACACUGAGGACUUGUACAAUA